AUGGCCUCCCUAUCUGCUAAAGGCAUAGCUAAGUCCUAUGCAUCUGUGAUCCAAGGCAAGGUCAUUCUCACCACAGGUGUUUCGCCUUCAGGGUUGGGUGCCGCCUUCCUUAAAGCCAUCGCAGCCUUACAACCAGCGCUACUCAUCUUGGCUGGCCGCAACAUUUCCAAGGUCAAAGAGACCGCAAGCCAACUAGCCGCUGAAAACCCAACGAUCUCGAUCAAAUCGCGCAUUCUCCAACUCGAUCUUUCAUCAUUGGAAGCUGUCCGGACCGCUGCAAACACGGUCAAUAGUUGGUCUGAUGUUCCACACAUCGACGUUCUUGUCAACAAUGCGGGCAUCAUGGCUACAGACUACGCACUUUCUCCUGAGGGGUACGAGAGUCAAUUUGCAACGAACCAUCUCGGGCCGUUCCUCUUUACGAACCUUAUUAUGGGCAAAUUGCAGGCCUCAGCUGCACCUCGAGUGGUAAUGGUGAGCAGCGACGGUCAUAGGCUCGGUUCGUUCCGUUUUGACGACUACAACUUUCAUCACGGAGAGACGUAUAACAGGUGGCAAGCAUACGGCCAGUCCAAGACGGCAAACAUGCUCAUGGCCAUCGCACUAGCAGAGAAACUAGGCGCCAAGCAUAAUCUUCUGUCUUUCAGUCUUCACCCCGGAGUCAUCGGAACUGGUCUGGGCGAUCACAUUGACUGGAACGUGGAAUAUCUGGCCUUGCAAAAGGUUGACCGUUUCAUGGGCAACGCGGAGGGCUGGAACGCAAACUUUGAUUUCGUCUCGCACGACGAGGGCUCAGCCACCCAUGUAGUUGCUGCAUUCGAUACCGAAAUCUCGGGGCGAAAUGGCGCUUAUUUGGAGAAGGGUGAGAUAGUUGCCGAUGACUCCAACCGCAUUAAACCCUGGGCGACCAGCCGUGUUGAGGCCGAGAAGUUGUGGAAACUGAGUGAAGGACUGGUGGGACAGACCUUCUCUUACUGAGCUACGAGCCCCAAUUAUCUAUCGCUAUACUGUUUUCACCAACGCAUAUAUACGUACUCAGUCGCUAGCUGAAAGACGGUUAGGAAUUUCAAGAUCUUCUGUUCACUGGUUGAAGCCCACCCAGAAUACAUGGGUAGCAUGUUUUGGAGAGAGCUCUUAAAUUAUCACGGUGGUAGCAUGGGAGAAAACACAUGUUAUUGUAGUUGUUGAGAGAAGCCACCUUCUAUUCAUAACGCCCGAGUAGCAACAUCAAUAAGAUACUCUAG
This is a messenger RNA of Pyrenophora tritici-repentis Pt-1C-BFP, 1244 nucleotides long. Its product is annotated as FabG, Dehydrogenase with different specificities (related to short-chain alcohol dehydrogenase). NCBI's taxonomy places the organism in Eukaryota, Fungi, Ascomycota, Dothideomycetes, Pleosporales, Pleosporaceae. The record is from RefSeq and is a predicted model, not a curated record.